CGUACACAGAACACUCGGCAGGAGCCCACCGGAGGGCAGGGUCAGGAGCCACGCCAGCCCCUGGGGGAGAGGCACCCCGGGCAGGACGCCGAGGUUUGGAGAGCCAGGCUGGGAGAAGGGAAGCUGGGCUGGCCUGGCUGCGGAGGACAGAAGACGGGGUGGCCGGCCCACCCCCCCUGCCCCAACCCAGCCUCCACCCCUGCCCAUUGGAGGCUGACUCAGCCCAUUCUUGGGCCCAGAACCUUCCCUGUGCUAGACCCCGGGGCCUUUGUCCCCAUAGUCAUGAGGUCUGAGGGGGUGGGGACGCUGCUGAUAAAAGGCCUGGGAGACAGCUCUGUGCGCCUCAGAGCUGCGGCCCAUAUGCAGCCCCGGACACAGCCCCUCGCCCAGGCCCUGCCUUUCUCUUUCAGAAGGGCCCUGUGGGGCACUGGGUUCCAGGUGCCGGUCAUGAAGACGGGCACAGGAUGGGAGGGCCUGCAGCAGACCCUGAAGGAAGUUGCCUACAUCCUCCUCUGCUGCUGGUGCAUCAAGGAACUGCUGGAUUGAUGCCCCGGGACCGCCCCCGCCCCGCCCGCCCCUGCACCGCUCAGCGCCGGGCCCAGCCCCCAUCGAGCACCCCCCCGCCCCGACCCCCACCUCCAGGCCAGCUGUGCUUGACCGACGAUGGGCCACAAACAACCGGGGGAAGUGUGGACCCUGCUUCGAGUUUGUGCCCUGUGCCAGCCUCCGUUCCCGCCCGCACCUCUGCUGGACCUCCGGUGCAGGUGCAGGGGAGCUGCCUGGCUGCUGGCUGGGACCCGGAUAAGACUGCCGCGGGACCCGCACCGUGAGCCCACCGGCCUAGAUGGUUGAUUUUUCUGUACUCAGUGCCAGGAAUGGGCUAAGGAUCACUAAACUGUGUGUGCGUGCA
This is a messenger RNA of Prionailurus viverrinus (fishing cat), 910 nucleotides long. RefSeq names its product lens epithelial protein (gene LENEP). The transcript has 2 exons. Lineage: Eukaryota; Metazoa; Chordata; Mammalia; Carnivora; Felidae. Bases 283 to 546 code for a protein of 87 amino acids. Gene Ontology annotation, biological process: multicellular organism development. The record is from RefSeq and is a predicted model, not a curated record.